Messenger RNA from Alternaria novae-zelandiae, 2535 nucleotides. RefSeq lists its product as uncharacterized. Lineage: Eukaryota; Fungi; Ascomycota; Dothideomycetes; Pleosporales; Pleosporaceae. The coding region runs from base 1 to 2535 and encodes 844 amino acids. The record is from RefSeq and is a predicted model, not a curated record. The transcript is spliced from 2 exons. Gene Ontology annotation, biological process: regulation of DNA-templated transcription.
AUGGCGGAGGUGCUAGGCUUGGUCGCCAGCGUCGUUCAGCUGGCUGGCGCAGGCUUGAAGCUGUCAGAAACGUUGUACCACUAUGUUGAUGGCGUGACUACUGCCGAUGAUAGGAUCAAGGGUAUCGCGAAUGAAGUCAAGCUCACAAGCUCGGUCAUCCAAGAGCUAGGGACCAUCUUCGAGAAAAACAACACAGCAAACCUUAUUUCCGAGAAUGCGGUCAAAGCGGCGAACGAGACAUUCAAGGAGUGCUUUGCAGUCUUCAAGGAGCUUGACUUGAAGAUCAAUAGGGGCAAGCCAGGCAAGACAGACAAGCCAGGCAAGACAGACAAGAUAGGAAAAAUGAGUCGGCUGAUGUUACCGUUCAAAGAAAACAAGAUCGAACUUUUGCGAAGCCAAAUUGAAAAGCUCAAGAGUACGCUGCAGCUACUGAUGCAGGUUCUCAUACACGCCCACCAAGUCUCUUCAGAAAAGUACAGCCGCGAGGCUGAAGCGAAACACCGGGAAGAGAUCAAGCAGUUGCUCGAGAACAAGAAGCAGGCCACGAAGAAGUACGAGGAGUCGCUAAGGAAUUUCAGUAUCAGCGACGGCAGCACUGCUGUGGAUGAUGGCGAUCGAUCAGUACAGGAUGAAGACGACGUUGGUUCGUCGUCUAACCUCUUCAACGCUGCGGGAGCCAUGGGCUCAACAAUCAACCCCGAUACAAUUGCCACAUGUGUCGACCAUGUACGAAGCCUACUCGCAGAUAUUGAGACAUUGCAGCUUGCUUUGUCCAAACAAGUAGAUGGAGACGACCACUCAGAUCACCAUCAGAAGGCUAUCGGAUCUUACUUUCUCGCUCGCUCUCAUCUCGACAGUGUCCUGCUUGGCAAGUCCCAAGCCAAUUUCACUGAUGCGAAAAUGCGGCGAUAUAUCAGUGGAGCGAGCGGAGGGAACAUAGCAUCUGCUGUGGCGAACGUAACGCCGCCCGAUAGCCACGCCCUCGCCGCUUUGCGUGACGAAAGGGCACGAAAAGAAAUGAAGAUGGAAAUGGAAAUGGAAAUGGAGCGAGCACGUAUCGUUGCUGGAGCGAGAACGAAGUCAGCCGACGUAAGCAUAAAUGACAAGGAGAGAGAGGCAGCUUUGAUGAUAGAACGGGAAGUGCGCCUUGAGCGCGAAGCCAGAGAUCAAGUGAGGGCCAAAACGGAGCGUGCACGCAAGGCGCACGGGUCAGUCCAUCGCCUUGGAUUGCUCCCGGAUAGCAUCGAAGAUGUUCCGCUCGAUUUCCCUCCAGUCGCUGAAUAUAGGCGAACCAAGUAUCGCGAGGAGUAUGCAUCGUCCCGUCGCACCAGUUCCGAGGACCGUGAACUACGCGAACCUAGAGAAGAGCGUGCAGCCUUGGAUCAAAAGCCUCAAUUUCACUCCGAAAGCCUCCACACAGGCGGUACUCUGCAUCGAUCCAUAAGCCCCGCGAAGGCCGCGAAAAAAGAAGCCCUCGCUCGAGGUGAGAGACUUUGGCAAGAAGAGCUACGGAGAAGAGAGGGAAUCAGUAGCUUCGCAAGAGACGACGUUUCUCCCGAGCGCGGUUUACGUGCACCUGCAAUAUUGCAGUCAUCAAAGCCAGCUCACUAUGCAUCUCGCUCAUCUUCAGCUUCAUACCAAUUAGAGGAGCGUCGCCCAUCUACAUCUAUCAUUGGCAUUGAUGCAACCACUUCAUCCCCUGAGAAAGAGCACGAUGUUAUAAACGUAGUAGAUGCGCCGAAACUCAGGUACUCUAAUCAGCGUUACAGGCCCACAAGUAGAGAGAGCUACCCCGACAGUAGUGAGUCCUCAUCGCGCCUUAACGACCCAAACAACAGCAACAGCUGUUUAUUCACGGAAUUUGCGAGCAAGUCGAGGGAAAACCUCAUUGAAGCUCCAAGCACAUCCUCGAAACCCAGGGACAACGACGAUCGAGAACGCAAACAUCGUCGACGGAAGCAUCGGUCGGAUCGCGGUUCUACGUACGGCGGCUCAGACAAUGAAGACAUGCGCUCUACGAUAUCAAGCAGUAGCCGACGUGAAAAGAAGAGCAUGUACCGUGACUCAGAGCCAGCCUGGCGAAAGCCACGUCCUUACAGCUUAGAACGUGGCUCUCGUCCCAUCAGCUUGAUCUCAGAACGUCCUAGGCCGUUGCGCCGCAAGUCUAUUGACGGAGUCAAGGACUUCGGCGGGUCAGCAGGCCAAGGGGGAAUCAUCGGCGGAGUCACCAUCAACUGUUACCAAUCACGCUCCCGCUCCCCUCGAGGUCGCUCGAACAAAGAUGCUGGUAUCGUCAGACCGUCCAGACGUGUACAAGACAAGGACAGGACCAAGAAACGAGAAGAGAAGAUGCUUGACGAGUGGGGUCUGAAACCGAGGAGGGAAGGGCUAGAGAAAGCACGACGCGAUCUGAAAGAGAAGAGUCCAAAGACCAGCUACCAGUUGCCUGAGAUGAAAUUCAACGAUAUGCCGAGCGCGGUAGUAGUCGACGAGGUAGAUGAGUUAUUGAGAGACUGGACAACCGUACUUGGAUAG